Messenger RNA from Colossoma macropomum (tambaqui), 2697 nucleotides. It is a transcript of the gene cdadc1, whose product is annotated as cytidine and dCMP deaminase domain containing 1. NCBI's taxonomy places the organism in Eukaryota, Metazoa, Chordata, Actinopteri, Characiformes, Serrasalmidae. The record is from RefSeq and is a predicted model, not a curated record. Gene Ontology annotation, molecular function: zinc ion binding; hydrolase activity. The coding region runs from base 85 to 1596 and encodes 503 amino acids. The transcript is spliced from 9 exons.
AAAUAGGAAGAGGAUGAUGUGGAAAUGAAGUGAUAAGCUAACAGGACGGAAUUUAGCGGACUCGGUAUCAGCGGCUGAGACUGAAUGGCAGCUCCACACAGCACGAGACAGCGCUCAGAGCUCGAGGAGAACGGUCUGGGCUCAGCGCGCGGUGUGAAGGAGAGCAGCACACAGACAGACAGCAGCAGAGUGAAGGGCCCUGGACCGAGACUGUCCAAAGUUAACCUCUUCACAUUGUUGAGUCUUUGGAUGGAACUUUUCCCCAAAAGGGAAUCUCAGAAACAGGAUAAUGGAUCUACUCGAGACACUGGUCUGGUGGUGGUUCAUGAGCAGAGAGUGCUGGGUCUGCACUGCUCUGGACCUGACCUACAUGCAGGACAGGUAGCGGUCAUCAGACAUGGACCCAGGCUAAAAGGCUGUGACCUCUACUUCUCCAGAAAGCCCUGUUCAACCUGCCUCAAGAUGAUCAUCAAUGCUGGUGUGAAUAGAAUAUCUUAUUGGCCUUCUGAUGCUGAGAUAGGCCUGCUGUCUGAUGGAAGCAGUGCUGCACAGUCCCAUCUCGAGGAGGCCACACUGGAUGCUCUAGCUGCUGAGAGAUUGAAGUCCAACAGUAGGCCUCAAAUCUGUGUGCUCCUGCAGACUCUAGCCAGCUCCAUGCUUCAAUACGUAGAGGAGAAGUCCCAGAACAGCGACUUCCUGGGGACAAUAGCAGUGGAUGGCUCUUCUGUGGACAUCUGUGACCUCUUUAGGAAGGAACGCUGGAGGAACUGGGACGACUUUUCUAGGAAGUUCCUCAUAGAGGAUGAGGUUCGGCACAGGGAGCUGCUCAGUAAGAUGGGUCUGGAGAAUUUUUGCACUGAACCGCAUUUCAGUACACUGCGGCAACACAUGAGAGACUUGAUUAAAGUUCUGGCUUGUGUGGCUGCCAGUGUUCCAGUCCUAGAACAUGAAUAUGGGUUCUAUGAGACAAAACCCACAACUACUAGUCCUAAGACAUUGCCUCAAGACGUUGUACGACACUGUAUCAUACAGGCCACGCUGCUGGCGUACAGAACAGAAGAUCCUAAAGUGGGAGUGGGCACAGUCAUUUGGGCUGAAGACAAAUGGCAGGCUGAGUGUGAUGGUACAGGUGCCAUGUACCUGGUGGGCUGUGGUUAUAAUGCCUACCCUGCAGGCUCAGAGUACGCAGAGUUCCCGCAGAUGGACACCAGGCAGGAGGAGAGGCGCCAUCGCAAGUACCGGUACAUCAUCCAUGCUGAGCAGAAUGCACUUACUUUCAGGAGCACUGAGGUGAGGGGGCAGGAGAACACAAUGCUGUUCGUGACUAAGUGUCCAUGUGAUGAAUGUGUGCCUCUAAUCAAAGGCGCAGGCAUCAAGCAGGUUUACACCGCUGACCUGGACAGUGGCAAAGACAAGCAUGACAUCUCCUACAAGCGCUUCACUCAGCUCAGCCAAGUGCAGAAGUUCAUCUGGCAGAAGUCGUCUCUGGCUAGAAAUGUUUCUGAAGAAGCUGCACCACCUUUACCAAACGGCUGCUUGAAACACAGACUACAAGAGGAAUCCGACUGCCAGUGCAGUAAGAGACUGAGAACAUGAAGAAAAUUUCACAACCAUUCCCUCCAUCCAUUGGCAACAAGACUCAAGCCAUGUUAACCUGAAAACACUUUGAGCUCUCAGAGGAAAUGACCUCAUUUAACCUUAAUACUUAACCGGCUGUUAAGUAUUAUGUUUUAGAUUCAAUGCAGAGUUUACAUCCUUAGCCUUCCAGUAAGGGUGGGUGAUAUGACAUCAUUAUUGUACUUAAUUAGGUCACAGUGUGCUUUUUCGUAUUAUCACAAAAAUUGACACAACUUCCAGAACACUGAACAACUGCUUACAUCAUUAAACAGACAGGAUUCAGACCAAUUAUUGAUAGUAUUCUGAUGACGUCACCGUCGCGCUGACACCAUUUUGGUAGGCAACUUCAAGUUAAUUCAGCGGUGCUGUGGCUGUUUGUAAUGAGAUAAUAAAGCGUAACCGACCCAGCAAAUGCAGUAACGCGCUUUUUAAAACACAUUUUAAAUUUGUAAAGCACAUUAACCAGUGUGUCUGAGUGUACUGACUUGUUUUAAUUUGAUUUGUGGUUGUAGUGAUGACAAACGGAUCUAAACGGCCGAGAUACCCCAGUGCGCUAUUAUUUUCGCGUCCCAAACCGCAAACUAACACACUAAAUUGAAUGCAAAAAUAGCACAUAUUCCAUUAGACGUGCACUCAUUAGUGAAGUAAAUGAAAUACAGAAGUGUGUGUUUUGGGACGCGGCGUUAGAUCAGCCAGUGAGAAGCGAUCAGAAGCUCCAGUGGCUCAUUCUAUAGCUUCACUGUGCUGCACAUGAACUGAUCAGUAACAGUUAAACACCUCCAAGCAAAAAUGUGAGGUAUUUGUUGAUUAAGGAUUUAUUGUGGUGAGCCGAUGUUAGUUUCUUAUUCGCCAACUUUCGACUGCACCGUUUAAGGUAGAACGGAAAAUUCAAAUGAGACGGUUGCGAACAAGAAGCUAACUUGAGCUUGAUAUAUAUGCAGGAGUUUAUUAUUUAACCUCUUAUUGACCAGGGUCAAUUGACCAAAUCGUAAAGCAAAUAAUUCAGUAACUGCAUGAAAUAAAUGUAAAUUUUAAUUUUAUUGUUUUUAAAAGCUCCCCUCAAAUUAACAGAACAUGUGU